CAGAAUACAAAGCCUUUGUUUUCUCUCUCUCUCUCUCUCUCUCUAGAGCUCCUUUAGUUUAUUUUUUCAUCUUGUGUGCUACUUAAUAAUGUCAGGAGGGAUGAAAAAUGUAGCGACACAACAAGGUGCACAACCUGCAGUGGCACCAACAUUGUUAAGAUCACCUCAAACUGUGCAGACAGUACAAACAAUGCCACUGCAACAACCAACACUGAUGAAUUCAACAGUGCAGCACCCGGUGCAGCAUCCAGUUCAGCUUCCGGUGCAGCAUCCGGUACAGCAUGGGGGACAGCACCCAGGGCAGCAUCCUCUGCCUGUUACUGCUCAACAGAAUACAAAUUCCCAUUUACUGAAUAAUAGACAUAAUGAACUGGUACCUGUUCAACAAAACAAUUCCUUACUGAGAGGUGACCGUCAUCUGUUCUCAUCGUCUGAUGAUAAUGUAAUGAUGAGACAAAUUCAGGGUACUCAUGCACCUGAUGGUCGUGAAGUUAAUGUCAAACCUUUACUUCAUAUAGUUGAAGACAUCCUUCAUCGUGCCACUCCUUCUCUUGAUGGUGUUCUUGCUCAUGAACACGAUACUACGCAAGCGCAUAUGGAUGCCCUGGAUGACAGGACUCACCAUGUGGAUUUUAUUGGCAUGCUUGAAGCAUUAUCCUAUACAAUUCAUAAGAUCUCAUGCGAGAUAUCCUGCAAAUGUUCGGGAGGAGGAGAUGCUCACACGACUACUCUUGCAUUGUUUAAUACGCUGUCGAGUUAUUCAUGGGAUGCAAAGGUAGUGAUUGCUCUAGCAGCAUUUGCUGUCAACUAUGGCGAGUUUUGGCUCGUUGCCCAGCUUUACACUACCAACAACCUCGCCAAGUCGGUUGCUCUCCUUAAACAGCUACCUGACAUAUUGGAGCACAGUGAGAUGUUUAGACCUCGAUUUGAAGCCCUCAAACAUUUGACCAAGGCUAUGCUGGAUGUGACAAACUGCAUUGUUGAGUUCAAGGACCUUCCAGCUCAGUACAUUACAGCCGACACACCAGCCAUGUCAAUGGCCCUAGCUCAUAUCCCGACUGCUGCCUAUUGGACAAUUAGAAGUGUCGUAGCAUGCUCAUCCCAAAUGAUUGGUCUCAUUGGCCUGGGUCACGAGUACAUAACAUCAACUACUGAAGCUUGGGAACUUUCAAGCUUGGCUCAUAAAGUUAACAACAUUCAUGGUCACCUCACCAAGCAACUGUCUGUAUGCCAUCAACACAUAGAUGGCAAAAGACACAUUGAAGCUUAUCAAAUGCUUGUACGCCUUUUUGAAACAAUCCAUAUUGACAACAUGAAGAUCCUAAGAGCAUUAAUUUAUGCACACGACGAUCAGCCACCAUUGGUUGAAGGUUCCACCAAGAAAAGGGUUCACCUUGAUGUGUUGAGAAGGAAAAACGUGUUGCUGCUGAUAACAGACCUCCAAAUAUCCCAAGAGGAGCUCUCAAUUCUGGAACAAAUGUACAGAGAAUCUAGGCACCAGCCAACUAGGACUGAGAGUCAAUAUGAGGUAGUGUGGCUUCCUAUCGUAGAUAGGACGUUGCCAUGGACUGAACCCAAGGAAAAGCAAUUUGAGAACUUGCAGAUGUUGAUGCCAUGGUAUACAGUUCACCAUCCUUCUUUGCUGGACCCAGCAGUCAUUAAGUAUAUCAAGGAAGUAUGGCGCUUCCAAAAGAAACCCAUCCUUGUGGUGUUGGACCCACAAGGAAGGGUUGUUAGCCCUAAUGCACUCCACAUGAUGUGGAUAUGGGGAAGCCUUGCUUUCCCUUUCACAAGCAUGAGGGAGGAAGCUUUAUGGAAGGAAGAAUCUUGGAGGCUUGAACUCUUAGUCGAUGGCAUUGAUCCCUUGAUUCUAAACUGGAUUAGUGAAGGGAGAUUCAUUUGCUUGUAUGGAGGUGAAGACAUAGAGUGGAUCAGAAAAUUCACUACCACAGCAAGAAAUGUGGCACAGGCAGCACGAAUUCCCUUAGAACUAGUGUAUGUGGGAAAGAGUAAUCCUAAAGAACGGGUGAGGAAGAACAUUGCCGCCAUAACCACGGAGAAACUUAGCCAUUGUUGGCAAGAUCUCACAUCAAUCUGGUUCUUCUGGGUCAGGCUAGAGAGUAUGUGGUACUCCAAGAUGCAACACGGCAGGACUGUGGAAAAUGACACGAUAAUGCAAGAGAUCAUGACAAUGUUGAGUUUUGAUGGAAGUGAUCAAGGGUGGGCUGUGAUCAGCAGGGGAUCGGGUCUUGACAUGGCGAAAGCUAAAGGAGAAACGAUUUUGACAGCCUUAACAGAGUAUGAUGCAUGGAAGGAACACGUUGAACCUAAAGGAUUCGUACCUGCACUUACUGAUCACUUGCAUCAGCUUCACACUCCACAUCACUGCAACCGCCUCAUACUGCCAGGGACCAGCGGAAGCAUCCCCGAAAUGCUGGUUUGUGCUGAAUGUGGUCGCCCCAUGGAGAAGUACAUCAUGUACCGUUGCUGCACCGAUUAAGCUCAAAGUAUGAAGGGAUUAUAAAUGUAUUGAUAUAUAAUAAAUAUAAUAAUAUUUUGUUAUUGUUUAUCGGGUUUGUCUAAGUAGGAAAACAAGGUUGUUGUUUUUUACUUCUUACCACUACUUAAAGUUAUUUUGCUAUGCUUCUGUUGUAGCUUCUUAUGAUGGCAAGGGGAUUCUUCUCUCCUUUGCUUGGAUUUAAUUUCGCAUGUGUUUGUAAUAAUCUCCUAAGAUAAUAUAUAAUGGCUACUUCUAAUUACU
Messenger RNA from Papaver somniferum (opium poppy), 2761 nucleotides. RefSeq names its product protein SIEVE ELEMENT OCCLUSION B-like. The record is from RefSeq and is a predicted model, not a curated record. The transcript is spliced from 7 exons. The coding region runs from base 89 to 2500 and encodes 803 amino acids. Gene Ontology annotation, biological process: phloem development. Lineage: Eukaryota; Viridiplantae; Streptophyta; Magnoliopsida; Ranunculales; Papaveraceae.